UGUUCAGCGUUACAGUCAGCAAGAGACACACAAGACCUAGUCUGAGAGCAAGACUGAGAAGAAGAGGGAAUCAAAAUAAAUCAUUUUUAUGUUUCGUUAUUUGUUUUUUUUGAUGGAUGAUAAGGGACAAAUUUAGAUAGUUUUUCCAAAGAAACAACGAUAGUUGGAUAGGAGCCUGAAGAAGAACUUCUGAAGAGCCUCAAAAACUUGUAUGGAAUUUCUCAGGAUCAAAUCAUAAGCUACUUUCAUCAUUUACGUGUCCUUUUGCAAGUUUCUUUGACUCUUUGACCAUGAGGCACAAGUAUCUGCUGAUUCUAGUUCUUCUGUUAGCUUUGACAGAGAACAUCCUGAUGCGAGACUGCAAACCUGGAGAGAAAAGAAAGAGUGGAAAGUGUAUAGAUGACGAUGAGUGUGAGUCUAUUCCAGACAUUUGUGGAAAACAUGCAACAUGCUUCAACACUAUUGGCAGCUACUUCUGUCAAUGUGAUAAAGGAUUCACACCGACUCAUAAUUUCACACAAGAUGAUUCGAUUAAUUGCCAAGACAUCAAUGAAUGUGUGAAUACCAGCGCUGCUUGUGGUCCAAAUACAAAAUGUGCCAAUUAUGAAGGAGGUUAUAAUUGCACGUGUUUAACUGGCUACAUUUCCAGCAAUAGAACGUUUAAUGCAGCAGAAAGAGAUCGGUGUAUUGACAUCGAUGAAUGCGUGGAUGGCAGCACUGAUUGUGGUCCAAAUACAGAAUGUGUCAAUUAUGAAGGAGGUUAUAAUUGCACGUGUGCACCUGGCUACAUUUCCAGCAAUAAAAAAGAGAUAUUUAAUCCAACAGAAGAAGUUUGGUGUAUUGACAGAGAUGAAUGUAAGGAUUCCACUUUCUGUGGAAAACAUGCCACAUGUCAUAACACUCUCGGCAAUUACUACUGUUCCUGUGAUGCUGGAUUCAGACUUAAAUCAGGACAAACUAACUUCACUGAUACGAGUGAAGUCUGCGAGAGUGUAUGUGACAUUGAUGAAUCUAUAUGUGGAGGAGGAGUCUGCAAAAACGGCAAAGAUGGUCACGAAUGUGCGUGCAACUCAGGAUUCACCAACUAUGGUCACAAACAAAUGAAAUGCACAGAGCUUAAGUGCGACAGCAACACAUCCCAGGCAUCUCCAGAGCUCACAAAACUUGCUUCGCUGAUGACAAACAGAUGUCUGGCACUGAGUCAGAGCAGGUCUGUCAACGAGACACAAGUGAACGGAGAACAAUUUCUGCAGGAGUUCAUAAAUGCUCUAGAUGAUCUGCUUCUCGGUGGCUUCAGUGGUGAUAAUGCUAAAGCCUCAGCGUUGUUUAGCAUCCUGGAAAGCAUGCUAAAACUGAUAGGACCUCAGCUGUCACAAAAUCAGACUGAGAAAUCAAGCGCUACAACUGAAGUGAAGAUGUUGCUGGAGAGGGGCGAUUCUCCACCAAAGGGUGAUUUCAUGGUGUCCACCAAUGACGUAGAGUUUACAUCCCACUGGGACACAGCAACAGGAAAUAAUCACCUUGGCUUCACGACUGCAGCUCUCCUCAGCUACAAAAGUCUGCAUGAAUCACUCAACCGCUGGUUUGACCACUUAAAGAAACAGCAAAAGCAAACUUUCAAAAUCAAUUCAAAAGUGGUAACUGCCACUGUUAGCAACGAAGACACGGGCGAACUAGAGAAACCAGUAAAGCUCACGUUUUCUCAUUUGGAGAAAAAGAACGAAAACCAUAUCUGUGUGUUUUGGGAUCCUGAACUGGAAGGGGGCGCGUGGUCAGAACGUGGCUGCAAAACGUUGACAUCCAGCGCCCAUCAGACCGUCUGCUCCUGUUCCCACCUCAGCAGUUUUGCUGUGCUUAUGGCUCUCUAUGACAUUGGGGAUGUGUAUGAGCUUCGCCUGGUCACAUUGAUUGGACUGCCGCUGUCUCUGAUCUGCUUCUUCAUCUGCAUUGUCACGUUUUACUUUGUGCGAUCCAUCCAGAGCACGCGCAACACCAUCCACCUGCACCUCUGCAUCAGCCUCUUCAUCGCCUACUUUGUGUUCCUCGUGGGCAUCACCCGCACAGAGAAUAAGGUGGGCUGCUCAGUCGUUGCAGGCAUUCAGCACUACUUCUUCCUGGCUUCCUUCUGCUGGAUGUGUCUGGAGGGAGUGCAGCUCUUCCGCAUGGUAGUGCUGGUCUUCAACACGACGCUGAGACCUAUCUAUAUGUUUGCCGCUGGUUACGGAGUUCCUGUUGUUAUCGUUGCCAUUUCGGCCUCAGUGAACAUAGGCGGAUAUGGUACCGACAAAUACUGUUGGCUCAACACAGAAGAUGGCUUCAUAUGGAGCUUUUAUGGGCCAGUUUGUCUCAUAAUUAUUGUUAAUGUAUUCUUCUUCCUCAUAACAAUAUGGAAGCUGGCAGAAAAGUUUUCCUCCCUCAACCCAGACUUAGACAGUCUACACAAAAUCAAGGCAUUUACGGUGACUGCAAUCGCUCAGCUGUGUAUUCUUGGCAUCAUGUGGGUGUUCGGCUGUUUUCAGUUUAAUGAAAACACUCUGGCAAUGUCGUACAUCUUCACCAUACUGAGCAGCCUGCAGGGGGUGCUGAUGUUCAUCAUGCACUGCUGGCUCUCGAAACCAGUGAGAGAAGAGUAUGCCAAAUUCCUCUCGUGCAUCCUUGCGCCGCAAAAGAGGAAAUACUCAGAGUUCAGCUCAAACCAGAGCAAGUCGCAGGCCUCCAAGAGCGUUCAGCACACCGGCGAGUCCCGUAUUUAAGAGGACCCUUCAACAGACCGUUGACCUUUUCACCCAAGCUGGACGGCCGUGGUAUUUUUCCAUGCUUUCUAUGGAAAUGCUCGUACACUGUGAUUUAUGUGAUUCGUUCAUUCACUUUCCUUUCUCUGAGGAACAUUUAUAAACAAGAUGCUUUUUAAAAAAAAAAGUCAAGGGUAUACUAUAAAAGUGUAUCUUUUAAGUAUUUCUCCCCUACUAUUUAAAUGUAAAAAAAAAAAAAAACUUGUGUAAUAUAUAUUUAUUUAAAAAUUCAAAUUAAGAGGAUUCGCAUGCAUUGCCGCUCAAACGUCUGGGGUCGGUAAGAUUUUUGUGAAGUCAAAACUGCAUUUAUUUGAUCAAAAAUAAAGUAAAAAUGGCAAUAUUAUGUUUACAUUACGUGAAAUGCAAAUAUAGAUCGUGGAUAUUGCAAGAUGUCAUUUACCAGUGUGAAAUUACGCCAGUCUUUGAGUCACACACUCCUACAGAAAUCAUUCUAAUAGCUGAGUCGGUGCUCAAAAAAACAUUUCUUCCUGUUGUUAUUGUUAUUUAUAUCAAUUAUGACAAUGAUGUUGACUUACUGUAUAUACAUACACCCACGUAUUAUAUAAGUUAGGAAUUACUGUCACUUGCUCACUUUAAAGCAUCCUUGCAUCUUACUUGCUUUCAAAAGAACCACUUACCCCAAUCCUUUCAAUAAUAGUUUUUUUUUAAGUUUUUUUUAUAAUUUAUUUAUUUUUUUGCUAUUUGUUUAAAACAAAAAAACACCAAGCCCAACACCGCUGUCAUCAGUUCAUAAUUUUCCUAGUCUCGUAUACAAAGUAAGAGAGAAUGUUAACUUGAACGUAAAUUAAUGUAUAUUUACUGUUCAUUUGCACCAUAAUGCAUCAUUCUCCAUAAACAGUCUGACAUUGUUUAUGAUUUAGUUAUGAUAUUGUUGAGUGUCAUAUUCAGCGCACGAACUGUUACUUUUCUGCACUUUGCCUUAUCUGCCCUGCCACUAUUUAAUGCUCAUGUUAUUUUAAGUUUCGACGCUGCAGAUUUUGGAUAUUAAAAUGUUUAUUUGUAUUCAC
Puntigrus tetrazona (Sumatra barb) is the source of this 3820-nucleotide messenger RNA. Its product is annotated as adhesion G protein-coupled receptor E5. The transcript is spliced from 20 exons. Lineage: Eukaryota; Metazoa; Chordata; Actinopteri; Cypriniformes; Cyprinidae. Gene Ontology annotation, molecular function: G protein-coupled receptor activity; calcium ion binding. Gene Ontology annotation, cellular component: membrane. Gene Ontology annotation, biological process: adenylate cyclase-activating G protein-coupled receptor signaling pathway; cell surface receptor signaling pathway. The record is from RefSeq and is a predicted model, not a curated record. Bases 291 to 2753 code for a protein of 820 amino acids.